GUCUCUCUCUCCCUCUUUCUGUCCCACUCUCUCUGCCUCUCUCUCUCACUGCCCCCUCCUCUCUCAGCAGGCAUGUGGAGUCCAGUCGCUUCAGUAUUGAAGCUCCGCGCCUUUCAGCUUCUCCUGCACAGCAUAGUGAAUAAUUCAUCCUGUGCUCGGUUCAACAUAUUGAUGAUCGGCAACAGCAUCAGCAGCAGUGACAGGAACUGAUUUUUGACCCGAUCCCACGUCCACCUUUUCCACCCGCAAUUUUUGUUAUUUUGGAGGAUAAGGACAGAAAGUAAAGUUUGCCCAGAGCCGCAGCGUCGCUGCUGGGAGUCCACAGAUGGAAAUCACCCCUCUGUGCUCUUCACCUCAUUGCCACAAUAUGAAGCGGGCGUCUCUGCGAAGGUGAAAAGUGCUAGUGUUUAAGUGCACAGUGCAGCUCUCCUCACAGCAACUGCUCGUAUCACUUCUGUUCGCUGAGAGACUGUGUGAACCACCGGCAGACUUUUCCACCAUGGCGUCUAGUCUGACAUGCACAGGUGUGAUCUGGGCCUUGUUGUCCCUGCUGUGUGCUGCUGCCUCCUGCGUUGGCUUCUUCAUGCCCUACUGGCUGCUGGGAACGCAGAUGGACAAGCCCGUGUCCUUUGGUACGUUUCGGCGUUGCUCAUAUCCGGUGAGAGAUGAAGAGAGGCAGGCCACAGUCAUGCUGGAGCAAUGUGGGCGCUACGCCUCCUUUAAUGGGAUACCAAGUCUGGAGUGGAGGAUCUGCACGGUGGUGACAGGAGUUGGAUGCGGCCUCCUUCUGUUGGUGGCACUCACAGCUCUCAUGGGCUGCUGCAUCUCUGACCUCAUCUCACGUACCAUCGGGCGAGUGGCCGGUGGCAUACAGUUUGUUGGAGGUCUGCUUAUAGGAUCAGGCUGCGCUCUCUACCCACUGGGAUGGGACAGCGAGGAAGUACAACAGACCUGCAACAACAGCUCGGACCAGUUCCAACUAGGUUCCUGCCAGAUCGGCUGGGCGUAUUACUGCACCGGGGCCGGGGCAGCGACUGCCAUGCUGCUGUGUGCUUGGCUGUCCUGUUUUGCUGGCAAGAAGCAGAAGCAGUACCCGUACUGAAGACGUGGGGGAGAGACAGGGUGAGGCCACAGAUGGACUUUGGGUGGUAGAAAAAAGAGACAAGCCUCUGUGGACUCAUCAGUACAGCCAUCAGGCACCAAAGACAGCCGCGGUGCUCUGGUGCUCUGGGACACUCCUCUACUCCAUCAUCUGAAAACUGCAGGGACUCUUUCUUAAUGCAACACAUGAACCUUUGAAACUGGGUUCUACUCAUGAAAAUUGUUCUUAAAAGAGGAACAAACAAACAAACACACGGACCAAUUUUAUUGGUAAUGUUUCUGUGAGAAGUAUUCUCUGUUCUUUUGUGUCUUUCUCUCCUUCAGUACUGUAAAUGUGAUUGUCUUCCUGUGCGUGAAGCCCGGGCCACACGACUACUGAUGGUCAGCCAGUAGCCGAAUCAAAGAUUGUCUGUGAAAAACCCAGCAGAUUUCAGAGUAUUUCAAACUCACACUGCUUUACAGACAUAUUCAUAUACAUGGGAUGACUGUUUAGCUUGCUGGCUUGCUAACUGCACAUAACUAAGUAGCGUUUGGUGUGUAUAAUAUCCCGGACUGAGUUGGUAUAGUACAGUAUGUAGAUAUUGUAAGCAAUAUUUGGUGCAGGAACAAAAAUGGAAAAAAAGUGAAAUGAAUAAUAAUUUUGGUUUCUGAUCGAACAAAAACAUGCAGCUCAGGAAGGUUAGAACCUGAAGUAUACUCAUUAUCAAAUGUGUAGUUGUUGCAUUCAGAAAUGCAGCUGAACUGUUGGGGUGGUCCGAUAACCGUAAGCCAAAAACAAAAAUGCACUGUUGUCUUAUUUUACUUUAUAAUACAUUUUGGUUGGUCGUACCGUAACCACUUCAUACAGUCCCAGGUGUAUUAGGGUCUAAACCUGUUGAACUGAACCUGAACUGUUCAACCUCUGAUCUGAUUGACUUGAGUUGAAGAGCCAACUUCAAUCUGCUUCACAUGCAGUACCAACAAGGUCCUGUUUGUAUGUCAUUGACUGGCCAGUAACUGACCACAGGCCAGUGUGUCCCGGGCUGAUGGGAAAAACUUAUUACUACUUCAUUGUUCUGUGAAGUGUUACUGUCCUUCCUUCGUCUUUGCCUUAAAAAUACACACAGAAAUGCAAUAAUCCCUGUUACACAACGCAAUCCGACACUGGUUGCCUGCUUCCUCAAACCUGAACCUUUUCAAACCUCCAAAAUGUAAGCUCUAGUUUAUUUACCCACGUUCACAAAAUAAAUAUACAUAUAUAUAUAUGAACAUAUGCUACGUCGAUAUGGUACAUUGUGUACAAUAAAUGUAUUUUAUCAUAACAUAUUAGCACCUGUUUUGUAUUCACUGUUCAAAUAUUCCCUUCUUUUUAUUUUGCUUUGUAAAUAAAUGUUUAUUGAAAUCCC
Cynoglossus semilaevis (tongue sole) is the source of this 2486-nucleotide messenger RNA. RefSeq names its product LHFPL tetraspan subfamily member 6 (gene lhfpl6). The coding region runs from base 500 to 1102 and encodes 200 amino acids. Lineage: Eukaryota; Metazoa; Chordata; Actinopteri; Pleuronectiformes; Cynoglossidae. Gene Ontology annotation, cellular component: membrane. The record is from RefSeq and is a predicted model, not a curated record. The transcript is spliced from 4 exons.